GGCAGACCGAGUGGCGUCCUUUUGCGAAUCUGCCGUCUCGCGUAAAUUCUUUUUGUUUUCAUUUACGAUCCGGUAGUGUGUAGAAAGUUAACAAUUUUUUUGGCGAAAUCGUGAAAAAAUUGUGAUAUUUAGAAAAUGUGAUUUAUGAUUGAGUUUUAGUGACAGUUAUGUUUUUAUAUAGUCGAAGCUGUAAUAAGACAAAUCCUCUAAAAAAAGAUGAACCAUAAAACUGGACCAGAUUGGACCAAUGACAUAUAGUGCGCGAAGCAGUUCGGAAAAUGAGCCGAGACGAAAUGCAGUUAAGAGAUAGAUUGCUCAUGCUCUCGGAUCCACAUAAGCCUUUUAAUGUUAAAAGAAAGCCCACUCUCACUAAACAAUCUUCAAAAUCAGGUCCUAAACUUAGCGUACAAGAUUUUGUUCGAAUGGAUCCAGGAUAUACUCCAGAUAUUGAGCAUCUCGUAUUUCCGAUGAGAAAAAGAAACCCUCAACAAGUAGCCCCGAUCAAUCCUCCUCAAUCAAAAACUAGGUCCCGAUUGGCUGAAAUGUUUGCUCUUAGCAGACAUUUGCAGCAGAAGUCAUCCAUUGAUAAGGAUUCCAAAAGGAGUUCAGUAGUAAGUAGAAGUGUCGACAGUGUUCUCGAUUCUACCUCGCCUUUGCGAAACUCUAGAGCUGUCACAUCGGAAACAGCACGUCGAUGGGUGUCAAGUGUUGAAGAAGCUGUCUUUCAGGUUCAAAGGGAUACCAAUAGAACACAAACAUCCUCUCAUCCUCCUAGUAGGCAGAGCUCUACAAAAGUCAGUCCCGCUGCUGAAACUGACAGAGGACCGAAUAUUUCUAUACUGCAUGUUCGAAAUACAACAGAUCCUUGGGAAACCAAAACAACAACCAACCUCACCUAUUCUUCUAACUCUAACCACGCUGCUAAAAAUUAUUUUUCGAGAGGGGCGGCAUCUAGUUUACCUCCUCUCACGAAACAUCAGUCUCUCAGUGGUCCAACAGGAGCCUAUAAAUGGCAGAAUUCGCCCAGUUUCCAUACAACGGCAGAAGUUGACUCUCCAGAACUUUUUAUGGGAAACGCCAAGAGAGAAUUAUCACCGGUUCGAUGGCAUGAUAGAGAAGUAGAUGGCGUUUACCUUAAUAAGUCUGGUUGGGUACAAGUUGAGCAACGUUCAUUAGAUGAAAAUCGACGUUUCAGUCCUGCGGAAGCGUCCAAUUUACUACCUAAAAAGCCAGCCGGUAAACUGGCUGAUUACCAUUUCAACAGUGAACCUGCUAAUGAAAGACCUUCUGUACUGAGUUUCCAAUCAAGUGACUACAAUCGAAAAAGUGCCUCGCCUUCACCACCUCCAGAAUCACCGUCAGUUACACCAAUCAUUUCUCCACCUCCCGCGUUUCAAGAUAAAGUUGAGAAAGGUUCUCUUAUAAAGAGGAGUAGAACAUUCUUUGGAAAAGCUCCUUUUUUACCUCGUUCUAACGCCAUAGAAGAUAGCGACGGAAGUCCACCCUCGACACCACAGUGGAAAACAACAGGCAAAAUUCCACCUUCUCCUCUAUGGAAUCCAAGUGGUAAACCUAUUCCAUCUCCCCAGUGGAAACUAGAUAAAAUGGGGAAAUCGACUCCAUUACUACGUAGUGCACGAGAGAAAUCUCCAUCUUCUCCAAGGUGGAAAUCGACUGAUAAUGGACCACCUUCACCACUUUGGAACGCAAGAAAAUCACCACCGUCUCCUCUAUGGAAUUCUAGAUCAACAUCACCUCCUUCACCUCUUUGGAAUCAAACAAGAAAAUCUCCACCUUCGCCUCUAUGGAAUACCAGUGGAAAAUCACCACCAAAUCCACAAUGGAGAAUCAGUCCACAAUCUACAAGUUCAUUGAAAACUACGCCUGUUGUGAAAUCUGUGUCACCCAUUAUUGAAAAACCACAAAGAAAUCUAAACAGGAUGCCGCAGACUAAAUCUUUAGAGGAUACAACAACUGGUAGGAGGUCUCAAUUUCUGCAGCAUUACAAGGGAUCUUCCUCUUCUUCGUCCUCUUCCAUGGGUUUUCGUAGCUUAGACAGUAGCUUCAACAGACCUGGUAACAUAAUGCCUCGCCUUUCAGAAAAUACUGAUUCUUCUGUGGAUCAUUACCAAGACGCUGACGAGGAGGACAAUAACAGCUCUUCUAUAAAUAUUAGCAUGUUACCUAUAGCCAGAUCAAAUACUAACCGCGAACGCGAUAAACCCCCAUUGUUACGAGAAAAAACAAUCUCACAACAAUCUCGAGAAAAAACUAAUACAACACAAGUACGCGCCGAUAGAAUAUCUCCGUCUGGUAGAACUAAUCGCGUACACCAUCGAUCACAAUUAAGGAGAUCUCCUGCCGGUUCGGAUAGUAAUAAAACGGUCGAUAGUUCAUCUAGUAGUAGUGACGAGUUUGUUUCGAAAUCUCCUCCGGGGCCGCCGAUACCGCAAGCUGCUAGGAGGAAUAUUUCUGCAAGAUCUGUAUAUCAACCAACCAGAGUACCAACAAAAGAAGAUGCUACCAGUAAAGUUAGAAGGUGA
Messenger RNA from Diorhabda sublineata, 2543 nucleotides. Its product is annotated as serine/arginine repetitive matrix protein 1-like. The record is from RefSeq and is a predicted model, not a curated record. The coding region runs from base 279 to 2543 and encodes 754 amino acids. The transcript has 9 exons. Lineage: Eukaryota; Metazoa; Arthropoda; Insecta; Coleoptera; Chrysomelidae.